CAAGUGUUAGACAAGUGAAACUAAUGCUAGUGUUAUUGUUAGUAUGUAACUUGUAAGGUGUUACGGACAGAGGAUUUUCAGAAAGCGGUGUCUAAUACUUGCAAAAACACUUAGGCUGAGUUCUGUGUUAAAGAAACAGAUUUAAUUUUCCAGGUGAAUCUUAGAUCAAAACAACUGAGUUGACUGUCUGAAAUAGCAAUUAGUUCGAUACAAAUUAUAACUUGCAAGUUAGUUUUACAAAUAAAUAUCGGGUGGAACUACUCACAAGGCACAAGUAUGUGAAUGAAUAGCUGAACUCUACAGAUAUUUUAGUUCUUCAGCAACGCCUGACUUGUUUUUUAAAAACACUUGAAUUUCCUGUGAUCAGCUGAGUGCAACAUUGUUAAUCUGUCACAGAUGGGCAGCCUUCCAUGUGCUUUGAAUAGAAGAAAGUUGUACUGGUAGAAAACUGUGCAUAUGUGUAAUACAUGUACAUCAUGGUCUAAUUUCCUGAUUGUGGGAGAUGAACUUGCCUUUUAGUCCAUAGGUCUUCUAGUCCAACCAUGACAUCCACAGUUGUAAGCAAUGGAUCCACCCAUUUACAUGGACCAGACGUUGCAAAUGUCACAAUGACACCAGCCACAGUGGAGAAGGAAAAUAUAUGUAAAUGGGUCUUAUAUGAUGAGAUUGGAAACUCAAGAGUCCGAAUUUGGGAUUUGAGCAUACUUAUCCCCAAUGUUUUGUUCCUGUUGUUUCUUGCAUUCCGAUUCAACCGAGCUAGGAUGAAGUUGAGAGCUACAAGCAGUCCAAUAUUUUAUGCUUUUUAUGUCUUAGUUGUUGUCAAUGCUGUUGUCAGUGUGAUUCGCUGCAUAGUUUCAAUGACUGUGAAUGCUGCAGUAUUUGCUGGAGAUUUAACAGAUAAGAUUUUGUGGGUUGUGGUGCGUUUCUUUUUGCUCUCUACAGAAAUGAGUGUUCUGGUAUUUGGACUAGCAUUUGGUCACCUGGAUAGUAAUACAAGUAUCAGGAGGGUCCUGCUUGUUACAUCAUUUAUCUCAUUGGCUUACUCAAGUUCACAGGGUGCUUUAGAGAUAGUAGUACCCGAUGAAAACUUUCACAUUGUUCACAAAGACUAUGACAUCUUUGCUCAUGGAGGCAUGCUCUUCUGGUUUGUUAGCUCCAUUGUUUUUGCUGUAGUAUAUACUGUAAUUUUUAUCCUGCCUUGGACGAGAAUGAGAGAAAGAUUGGCUCUUCCUUCCAAAAAAUCAUUUUACUGGUAUGCACUGUUUUUGGCUUUAAUGAAUUUCACUCAAGCUGCUGGCAGUGGCUUGAUUUACCAUGGAGAAGUUGAUGGUUUAUGUGCGGUGGAUGUGACAACUUAUAUUUACUUUACAAUCUUCACUCCUCUUGUGUACUGGACAUUCCUGGCAGGGUUUUUCAGUGUGUCACAGCCCAGUAUUUUAUUCUCCUACAAAUCUCAGGUGGAUGAUGUGGUUGAAGAUGAUAAUGUCAGCUUACCACAUCAGCUUUCAUGUUCCUCACUAAAGACAGAUUCAGAUUACAUCUACCAGAACAACUCACUGUAUGACAGCACCCAGUUUGAUGCAGCCAAUGUUAAUCCUUUGUACAUCCAUUCCCUCCAGUCUCCAGAUAGCUUCACAGGAAUCGAUGAUAAUGUCGGUAUGGGAACCAUCAACAGCUCACCACCAUAGAACUACUGUCAGCAACCCUCUCAGUUACACCAGGCAGCUGUGUGGAAAGGGGCAACAAAUGACAUUGCCCCUCAGUGAUGUGAAAAAUUCAGGAAUAGCUUUGUAAAUAUACCAAAAGUUUUAGCCUUUGUUGUUAGUUGUGAUGCUCAGACUGGCAAAGAUCUCUGCUUGAGGAGCUCAUAUUUGAUUGUGCAAUGUGCAUUUGCAAAGACCUGCCGAAUAGCUUUGUUAUUGUCUGAUUAGCUUGCAAAUUACCCUUUCUGAUAUACAGAUACACAUGUAUGUUUAUAAAGAAAUAAUUUUUGUGGUCAAGUUUGAUAAACACAUGAAUGUAUAUAUCUAAGUUGUCUCUUUGUGCUUAUACGUAGAUCAGGAACAUAUAAGUUUAUUUACUGUGGCAAUAUUUCUACAAGAACAUGUCAAGUAAUGACAAUGUCUUAUUGUUUUGGUGGAAACUUUUAAUAUUUGUAAUUAUUGCUCUAACUUAUUUAGACCUUUACCUGUGAAACUAGUGAGUAAAAUGUUACAUAUGUCAUAAAUUGUUUGUUAUGAAAAAUGUUUUUUUAACGUCACAUUUUUUAGUAGAGUAUGAUGGUUAGAUGUAAUAUAUAUAUAUAUAUAUAUAGUGCUUAUUUCAAUAAAUCUCAUUAUUUUGUUUAUCAGAAAGAAAACCUCAAAAUAUGAAAUUGAUAUAGUUUUGUCUAAAUUAUAUUUAAAAAGACUGAAAAGUUUGCUGAAUCGUCAUCAUUAGUUGUGGUUUGUGUUACAGUUUGUAAAAUAUUAAAGCUGUUUCACAGGAAAGUUAAAGGAACCUUAGUUGUACUGAUCAAAUACAUAGAUAAGACUUUUCAAUAGAUAUUUCUCAUACAGUACUUUACAAAAUAAUCAUGACAUUGCGUGACUUGGAAGGGCAUUUUAAUACAACUUUUGUCUUGCGUUGGCAAUAGAUUUUUCUCAUUAAUUAUGUCUUACUUUACUCUUGUACUGUUUUUGUGUACCAGCUUUUUUUGUCAUGUUAUUGUUAUUUAAAAAAAUUAUCCAUAAAUGAAUGGUUGAGCUCCUGGCAAACCAAGGACCAUCCAGAUGUGGAAGGGGUGUGAGAACCCCACUACAUUAUCUCUCCCAUGAAACCAAUAUGAGUCAUAACUGGAACUACAAAGAUAACAUGGCAUUAAAAGGUAAGACCUGCAGGCCCAAAAAUGCAAUAAUUAGAUCAGGGCCAUCUAAUAGACACUUUAGUCUGGAUGUAUGAGGGAAGAAAAAUGGAGAAAUCAGUCCAAGAAAGUAACUAAAUAUUACAAUAAUAAGUAUGACUGUAGAGAAGUUACAUCUAGUGACAGAUGAGAUGGAGAGGUACAAAGUACAUGUUUUUGGAGCAACAGGAGUAAAUGGAAAGGUUAAAGCCUCUUAAAAACUGAUAAUAAAUAUGCCAUCAUAAGUUCCAGAAAUGAUCAAACCAGAAACAAUAGAUCUGCUUUAUUACUGUCCAGAGAAACACCACUUUCAUUUUACAUUUUCUAGCAACAAUGGAAGACAAGUGUAUUACAGAAAAGACUAUCCUUGUGGGAGUGAUUAACAAUUCCACGUAAAGGUUAAUAUCAAGUUAAAAGACCAAAAGGAGGAACAACCAACAAUGUUAUUUAACUUUAAGAAACAAACACUGUUGAAUGUUGUUUAGCUCUCAGAAGUAGGUUUGCAGCAUUCAAGGAAAUUGAGGAGAAAAAUAAGAAUUUGUACACUUUGGAUAUUGGAGAAAACAUUGAAAAAUAAGGAAAGAAUCUAAAGCAAAUAAGAAGAAAAAUUAACAACAGUAUAGACAGCUCAGUGGAGAUUUUAAUAGAAGUCGUCAUAAAGACAAGAAAGAAGAUACUAUGUGAAAGGUCAAUGAAAUGGAAGAGCACGAAAAAAAAAAACUAACUAAGCAGAUGUAUGAAGUUUCAAGAUUGCUAACAUUUAAGUUUAGCCCAAGAUUAAAUGUGAUAAAAAAUAUAGACAAGAAACUAGUGACAAAGGAUGAAGAUGGAAAGAGUUCUGUAAGGAUUUCUAUAAAUCACCAGCCAUAGAAAUAGAAGAGUUAAUGAAUGAAAUGAAUUGCACCAAUGCCUGGUGCUAAAAGAACCAACACCAUUAAAUGAAGUAAGAAAGGUGAUGGAACAACUGAAGUGUGAAGGCACUAGGCACUGAUGAGAUACCAGCUAAGUUAUUGAAAGCAUCUGGAGAAACAAAAAUUGAUAUAAUGCACAAACUUAUAAACAGGAUAUGGGAAAUGAAUAAAUGAUACUAAGGUUGGAGGUGAAAAGUAUUAGUGCUAAUAACAAAACUAAGGACUUAAAAAUUAUCGUAAACUGUAAAUUAAUUGUUUAAGUUUGCAUACAAGUAAAACCUUACUAAAAUAUUGAUAUAUUGAAUCGUAAGUUAAAUGAGGGAAUAAAUAACAAAAGAGCAACAGAUUUUGAGGAGGGAAAGAGAACUAGGGACCAAUGUGUGAACCUGAUGAUGGUCAUAAGACAAAUGUGAAAAAUAUGCAAAAUGAUCAUACCCAUGUUUUAUAGAUUACACCAAAACAUUAUGUUCUGUCAAUACAAGAAGAUGUGGUGGAAAAUGGAAGAAUGAGAUUUCCCAGACAUAUUAGUUUUAUUAGCAAAUUAUACAAAGGAAAUGAGUCAAUGGUAAGAACUGGCAAUGAGAUUAAAAUUGGAAAAGUAGUUUGUGAAGGAUGUGUUCUGUCACCUAAUCAUUUUAACACAUGUGUGAAAGAUAUUCUGAGGGAACUGUUACAAGAGUUUGGAGAAGGAAUAAAACUGGACUGAAGAUUAAUAACUGACUUGUAUUAUGUGGAUGACACAAUUCUGAUGUUUCAGCAAAACGAACAUCUAAGAAGACUGGUGGAAAGAAUGGAUGAUAAAAGUGCUAAGAAAUGUUUAAUGCUAAACGUAAAGGACACUGAGAUUAAGGUGACUGAUGAUAAUCUGAGAAAGAUAGAAGUAAAUGGGGAAGAAGAAGUGGAACAAUUAGAAUAUUUAAGAUCCAUGAAUAACAUCAAAGGAAAUUGUUCUGUUGUGAUUAAUAGAAUGUUAAGGGUGAGAAAGAGCAUGGUUGAGAUAAUGAUUGUGUGCAAAGAUUGGCUCUUACCAAUAAGAUAAAAGUUUUGCUUGCAUAGAUCAGUUCUUUUUCCAAAUGGUUGCAAAUGUUGGAAGCUAAGGAAUAAUGAUGAAAGGAAAAUAAAAAGUUUUGAAUAGUGAUUUUACAGGAGAGUGCUGAGAAUAUGUUGAACUGAGAUAAAAAUGAAAUAGGUGCUGGAAAACUAUAGAUAAGGAACUCACAUUUUGAGCACUUUGCAAGAAGAAGCAGGACAUGCCCUGAAAAAAAUGUUGAGGAAGGAAAAGUUGGUAAAUACAGAGAAUCAGUAAUAAGAAACAUAAAUGUCAUUGGUGGAAGCUGUAAAAGGGCAAGGCAAUUAGAGAUGAUUUAUGGCAGCCACUAUGGUUCCGACAAGGAUUUUAUAUAUAUAUAUAUUGUUAUUUAAACACUUAUUGAAAAAGAAAACCUUUAUGUUAAAUUUAGUAAAAAGAACUAGUUCAUGGAAUGAUAACUCUCAAUUUGACUGAUGUUCAUUUUAGCUCUGAAAUUAUUAUUAUUACCUGUUGGUGUGCAUGUGUUGCAAACAACAUCAUGUUUCUGUAGUGUAAAACUGUAUUUGUGAAGAUUAUAGCCCUAAAGACCGACAACUUAGGUAUAGUUUAGGUUGCUGAAUGUUAUAUAUAAACUUAAUCUAUAAUAUUUUGGUCCACUCUGUCAAAUAUACAAAUUACAUACAAAAAAGAAGUGUAUCUUUCUUAGGGUCAUUGUCAAAAGAAGUAAAGUUAUUUCUUAACACACACUUAUUAGUACUUAUAACAGAAAAACAACAAGAAUUGUACUUAUCAUUCAUUUGAAUGUGUUAACUUAUAGGUGAAGAAAGAAUUACUGUUCUCAUUUAAACUGAAUAGUGGAAGGUAAAUUUGUUGAACAUGCACAUUUAUUUUUAUAUUAUAAUUAUCAAUACAGUGUAACUUAUGUUAUAUCUGUAGUGUAGGUAAGUAACACUAUGUUCUACUAAUCUAAUUCAUUUUUGUUUCUUAUUUCUAUUUGAAAUGAUUGGAACGAUUAGAAAUAUAGUUAAUAAAGUAUUUAAACUUUGCAGAAAUAUCUCAAUAUUAUCAAAAUUAAAAUUUUUCUUAACUGCACCUUUUGCUAGUGUUUUAGUAGUUAAAGUUCACUAGUAACAGUACCCAUCUCCUGCUGAGUUUUGUUACUUGUAUUUUUCUUUGUAGUUAAAUAACUCAACAUUAAUGGUACCUAACCCAUACUGAGUUUGUUGCUAGUGUUUUGGUGAUUAAACAUCUCACUAGUGACAGUAUCUAUCUCCUACUGAGUUUUGUUACUAGUGUUUUGUGGCUAAACAUCUCACUAGUGACAGUAUCUAUCUCUUACUGAGUUUUGUUGCUAGUGUUUUGUUGGCUAAACAUCUCACUAGUGACAGUAUCUAUCUCUUACUGAGUUUUGUUGUUAGUGUUUUGGUGGUUAAACAUCUCUCUAGUGACAGUAUGUAUCUCCUACUGAUUUUUGUUGCUAGUGUUUAGCUUCCAUUAAUCAGGAUAAGCUAAUAUAUAUUUAUUGUUACAACAAUUAUCAUCAAGAUGGGUACAGAUCAUUGAUCCACAGGAUAGGAAUACAUCUUUAGUGUUUUACAAUUUAGGAUUAUAAGGAUAGGCAUACAUCUUUAGUGUUUUACAAUUUAGGAUUAUAAGGAUAGGCAUACAUCUUUAGUGUUACUUAAUUUAGAAUCUUCCAGAUGGGUACAAGUCUUCAGUGUUAGGAUCAUCAGGAUAGGUACACAUCUUCAAUGAUACACAGUUUCUGAUCACCUGAAUGUGUACACACAUUAUAACCAUCAGCGAUGUUGAAUAUCAAAGAUGCGAUAGCUGUUUAAUAUAGACAACUGAGUUUUUGUUAACCAAGAACAGUCUCAUGAAUGUAACUGAACCUGUUCAUAAGAAUGGUGGACUUUGUAAACACAGUAAGUACAUGUAAUGUAUGCUAAACUUUCUUGUAUUUAAUAUUAGAUAUUUCAUAUACUGAUUAACUACUGAGUCCAAACACUAAAAAAAAAUGCAAGUUUUAAGGAAAAAUCUGUAUUUUAAACUCAAAAUAUUGCUGCAAAGUUUUUGAUACUGCAAUCAUAAUGUAACCAUAAUUAUCUAAUAUAGAUCAGACAAAAAAUAUAACAAUUUUGCACAAUUUUUUAUUUGGAGUAAUAAUUUAGACUUCAUUUAGAGCAUUAUCAAAACUGACAUGGUAAACUCUGUUGUUACCCACAAAGUAAUGUAUUUCUUGACGAAAAUUUUACAGAUGGGUGUAGAAAUUAAAAUUUAUUAUUAGUCAAAUAUAAAUUAUUUCUGUAUAUAUAUAUAUAUUUGGGUUUGUGAAACCACAAUUUGCUUUAUAUUUUUUGAAAAUGGGACCUUUAAAACGCUUUAUUUUUGCAGUGGCCAGUAGGAAGGCCUGUCACAGCAUUUGCUAUGAGUAGAACACUUUUUUCAAAGAAAAUUAGAUAAUUAAUCCUUAAGACAAUUGUUUAUUCAACUAAAGAUAAUCUUUAAAACAGGAUCUGUGAAAGAAGUAUGAAACUGUUGUUCUUUAAUGUACGUAGCUAUGUUGCUAUGAAUUAAUUUUAUUAAUUUGAAUUCAUUGAGUUUUGUAAUUUUUUUAUAUUUAUUUUAUUAACUAUCAAUUUAUGUUAUUUAUUUCACUUAUUGUGCAUAUUAAAAAUGAUGAAGAAAAUAGUUAUCUCAAAAAUCUCUUCAAAUGAAAAGAACCAUGAGAGAUCUAAUUCGGUAACAAUUUUUUGUUCUCAUAUCUAAUAUGAAAAUUUUACUGGUUAUUAACCAGGUGUUGUACAUUUAGACACUUUGUAUAGUUAUUUGUUUGCUUCUUAAAAAAAAUAUUCUUUAUGAAAGACUUCAAUGUAAAAAAAUCUCAAUGGGCUUCUUAAUUUAUUUUUUUAUUCUGCUUCAAGAAGAAAACUUGAUUAUGUAAGUUGUUUUUAUAUCAGUGAAAUGAAAGUAUGGUUUGAAUUUUAUGUGACAUUUGUCAGUGGAAAAAUAUUGUAUAUUUGUUUUCCAAAUUACUUCAUUAAGUACUGAUAUUUGCAGAGUUGUGGAAAGGGAAAAAAGUCACAGUUAUGUAUGCUUUGCAUAUGAGUAGUUUCAAAAAGUUUGGAUUGUUGAUUAGGUUAAUUAAACUUGAAUGAGAUUCCUGAACCAUCAAUAUUUUCUAAGAUAAAUUUGCAAUUAACAUCAAGAUUUAUAAAUGUAGAAAGCUACUAAUUGUUAUUAUUAUCGAAAAUACUGUCCAAUUAUUUUGUAUUGUUAGAGGUAUGUUUUACCAUUUCCAUUUAAUUUAUUGUUAAUAAUUGUUAAAAAUACGUUUUUUUUUUGAAUUUUUGCAUUUAUUUGAUGAUGGUGGUGGGAAGCAAACUUUUCUGGAAGAAUACAGGGAUUUUCAUUUCUCUAUAAUCCAGUUGCUUAGUAGUUAUUCAUGGUAAAUAGGAGAAAAAUUUCUUUUUUUUUUCAUAUAUUCAACAAAACAAAUUAAAAAUGUUUGUUUUAUAUUUAUUAACUUGUUGAAAAUGCAUAUGUAAAUGAAUUCUGUAACUUAGUUUCUACUUGUUAUAUGUAAACUGUAACACAAUAAUAAAACAAUAUGCUUUUCUUUGUAAACUGACAUUAUUUGAGGAUGUAAAGAAAUACAAGACUUUCAAAUAAAUCAUGAUGUUUACUAGACUA
Limulus polyphemus (Atlantic horseshoe crab) is the source of this 8515-nucleotide messenger RNA. Its product is annotated as transmembrane protein adipocyte-associated 1 homolog. The transcript has 12 exons. Gene Ontology annotation, cellular component: plasma membrane. Lineage: Eukaryota; Metazoa; Arthropoda; Merostomata; Xiphosura; Limulidae. Gene Ontology annotation, biological process: G protein-coupled receptor signaling pathway. Gene Ontology annotation, molecular function: G protein-coupled receptor activity. Bases 543 to 1688 code for a protein of 381 amino acids. The record is from RefSeq and is a predicted model, not a curated record.